AUGGCGACAUACGAAGACAGCAAAUCCCCAGAGGGGCCCAGCUCCUAUCCAAUCUCCCAUACUAUCUCUGCAUCGGACGAAAGCAACACAAACAUGCCUUCUUGGGAUAGUGAUGAUGAUCCCAAAAAUCCUUACAACUGGCCUACUUCGCGAAAAUGGGCCCUGACUUGCCUCGCCGCUUUUGCCACGUUCCUCACGAUGAUGAACGGGACAAUGGCUACUGUUGCGCACUUUGAGAUCUCCGAGGUCUUCAACAUAAGCGAAACAUCGUUCCCCCAUUCCUACUGGAUUGUGACAACAUGGGCCCUUGGUGGUGCAUGCUCUGCUCUGUUUAUCCUCCCCCUCGCUGAGGAUUUCGGAACCAGACCAGUGUUUCUCUCGACCUACCUAGUAUUUCUCUGUUUUCUUGUGCCACAAGCUGUCGCCCAAAACUAUGCUACACUAGUGGUCACCCGCUUCUUUGCAGGUGGCUGUGCUGCCAUUUUAGCCAACACGGCUGCUGGGGUAGCUGGAAAUGUUUGGAGCACCGAGUGGUCAAGAUCAGUCCCGGUCAGCCUGUACAUAUUGGGCUAUAUGGCUGGGAGCAGUAUGGGCCCAGUAAUGGGAGCUGCAAUCUUCCAAUCUUUGGGAUGGAGAUGGAUAGGCUAUAUGCAGCUUAUCUGGUUUGCAGCACUAUUCCCCGUCUACUACUUCUUCUUCCAUGAGACACGAGGAAGCGCAAUCCUAACACAACAAGGGAAAUCUAAGGAUAAAGGAAAUGACUCUGUCGGUUCAGAAAAGACGGCUACGACAUCUACGUCGAGCUUAAGAAACCUCACUGCCAGUGCGACGAGGCCAAUGAUACUAUUUUGCACCGAGCCAGUUCUAUUCGUGUCGACGUUAUGGUCUGCCUUCACAAUUGGAACGCUAUUUCUUUUCACUCAAUCAGUUGAACAAGUAUUCAUGGAAAUAUACGACUGGAGUGUCACUCAGACCGGAUUCGUCCAGUGCGCAAUUGUGAUCGGCGAGUGUAUAGGAUGGUCUCUGAAUUUCCUAUCUCGGAAGCUUUAUCUUACGUCUACUUCACGAAAUACUGAAGUUCCCGGAGCUCCAAUUCCAGAGGCUAGACUCUACAUGGCCGUUUUUGGAGGAGUCUUUGGUAUCUCCGGUGGCAUGUUUACCUACGCUUGGACUUCCUAUCCUCAUAUCCCGUGGAUCGCCCCCGCCAUCAGUUUAACUAUGGUCGGGGCUGGCAGUGUCCUCGUUGUCUCAGGAGUGACCGAUUAUGUGGUCGACGCAUACAGUCACUACGCCGGGAGCGCAAUGGGGGCCGUUGCCACCGGAGAGAAUAUCUUCUCUGCCUUCUUGCCCCUAGCAACAUUCAGCAUGUACAACAAUUUGGGACUAAACUGGGCAAGCACAAUGCUUGCUUUUAUCUCUCUGGUGCUCUCGCUAGUUCCGACGCUUAUGUUUGUUUGGGGGAAAGAGGUUCGGGCCCGAAGCACCUUCAUGAACGAGAUGACAGAAGAUGGCUCUAAAAGGAGCGAUGAUAUGGUUUAG
Molecule: messenger RNA, 1539 nt
Organism: Penicillium cataractarum
Lineage: Eukaryota; Fungi; Ascomycota; Eurotiomycetes; Eurotiales; Aspergillaceae
Exons: 1
Coding region: 1-1539 (512 amino acids)
Biological process (GO): transmembrane transport
Molecular function (GO): transmembrane transporter activity
Source: RefSeq, a predicted model, not a curated record